AUGGAUGCUUCAAAUCUUUUGCAAGGUCAAGUAGAAUGGAAUUGCACAAAAAAACAAAGCAUUAUUAAGAAAAUUUGCAUUAGUGCCAACACGUUGGCUGUAUCAAGAUUUUUGCAGAGAAAGGAAAUUUGCUAGUGCAUUAAAGGGUUCAUACAGGAGAAAAACCUUUUUAAUGCUAAUUUUGUAACAAGAAAUUUUCAUCUAUUGGGAAUUGUAAAGAUCAUGAAAGAAGACAUGUAAAAGCGAGGUAUACUAUACAAUUGCCGCCUUUGUCAAGCUUCUUACUACAGAAAUUAUCAGUUAGUCAAACAUAUCUUAAAAAGGCAUCCUAACUCACCAGUAAAAGAAAGUUCGAUUAGAUUAACUUCUGGCCAAGGAUGCUAAUAAAUAUCUUUAAUCCUAGAUUUUAAUAAAGUCAAUGUGAACACCUAACAGAUUAUCGAUAUCAAACAAUCUACAAACAAAAAUGACGCACUAAAUCAACAUUAAACCUAAGGUUUAAAGCUAGAUUAUAAUGCCAAAAAAUUUACUAUCUAAAAGUCUCAUUCCAUGUCAAUUAGUGAUAUAAUAACUGAUUCAAAUGAUGGUACUAAGAUAAUGCCUUCAAACUCUAAGAUGAAAUCCAUGAAUUUGUCAGAAUAAAAUAGAUCUACACAAGAGUAGGAUUAUAGUCCUUCAAUAUUCUUGGUUAAAUAGUAAGAUCCUUAAAUAGAUGAUACGAUCUCAGAAUAUUCAUUUGGUGAAUUCGUAUUUGAUUCUUUAAAUUCAUAAUUACAAUCAUCUUAAGAUGAUUAAUAUUGCACUGAUGAGAGAUAUUUUCCAAAUAUAUUGGAAAAUUACUAUGCUGGCUCACCUUAAUUUUGA
Stylonychia lemnae is the source of this 864-nucleotide messenger RNA. NCBI's taxonomy places the organism in Eukaryota, Ciliophora, Spirotrichea, Sporadotrichida, Oxytrichidae. The record is from the annotation of a GenBank genome assembly.